AUCAGGUUUGAAUAAUUAUGCAUAUUCUUGGCAAGAUGGCGACUUGCAUAGUACGUCUUCUGCUGCUCCUUUUGUCGGCGUUUUCCAUCUGUUUCGCUCAACAGCCACAUCGGAGAUUCGAGUACAAACACAGUUUUAAAGGACCACACUUGAUGCAAAAAGAUGGCACUGUUCCGUUUUGGCAGUACGGUGGAAGUGCAUUCGCCUCCGAUGAACAAGUGAGAAUUACUCCUUCCAUACGGAGUCAAAAAGGUUACAUAUGGUCCAAAUACAAGGUGCCACAUGACCACUGGGAGGUGGAGUUUUACUUCAAGGUGACCGGUCGAGGGAGGGUCGGCGCAGAUGGCUUGGCAUUCUGGUACGUUGAUAACAAACCAGCUGGGGUCGAGUCGACCCCGGGCCAGGAACCUCCACCUCAGCAUCCCACACAGCUCAGUGUCUUCGGUGGACCGGACAAAUGGAACGGCCUGGCAGUCAUCUUUGACUCCUUCGACAAUGACAACAUGCGCAACAACCCUUACAUCUUAUCCAUGGUGAAUGACGGCACGGUGCAGUACCAGCACAACACUGAUGGGAUGAACCAACAGCUAGGGGGUUGCCUGAGAGACUACCGCAACAAGCCCUACCCAGUCAGGGCCAAGAUUGAGUACUACAAGAAAACACUCACGCUUUUCAUUCACAACGGCUGGACCAACAUAGACUCCAACUAUGAACUCUGCAUGAGAAGAGAAGACGUGACUCUCCCCAAGGACGGCUACUUUGGAAUUACAGCUGCUACUGGUGGACUAGCAGAUGAUCAUGAUGUCAUCAAAUUUUUGACACACAGUCUUACUCCACCAGAUGAACCACGAACUCCCGAAAGAGAGCAAGCGAUUUCUGAUGAUGAAGAGGAAAGGUUCAAGAAGGAGUAUGAUGAGUACUAUGAAAAACUACAACAGCAGAAGAAAGAAUAUCAGGAGAAGCAUCCUGAUAAAGUGAAAGAUGAAGCGCUUGAGGAGACCUUUUUUGAAGACACCGAAACGAGAGAAUUAAGACAGAUCUAUGAGGUUCAGAGUCUAAUUAGUAAAACAAUAGGCGAUCUGAAUCGUAAGCUAGACGAGAUCGUUGGAAGGCAGGAGCGGACCCUGUCGGCCAUCUCUGCAGUCCAGGCCUCAGUCCGAGGGGGUGGGGCACCCCCUGCCUCCACGGGGGGCCAGCCAGUGCAACCAGUCACCACCUCGGAAAUCAAGAGGCACGAGGUGGAUACUAUAUUAAACACUCAGCACGAGCUGCAGAGGUCAAUCAGGGAUGUCAGGAGCGUUAUAGGUGAAGUCCAGGCCAAAGCCAGCAGCAUUCACAACAAAGUGGACAGCGUCUCCCAGGGAAACCAGGGUAAUCAGGACUUCAUGCUGAACCACGAGCUACGAGACAAACUCAGUGCGCUGACUGGUGACGUCAGCCAAUUACUCAGGAAAUCAGAUCAAGCCUCAUCUGUGCAAUGCCCACCGCAAGAGGAAUUCCCCAACUGUUUAACUCCAGUUUACUUCAUUUUUCUGCUUGUUUUACAAGGAGGUUUCUUCUUCUUAUAUGCUGUCUAUAGGAGUAAACAAGAAGCUGCUGCCAAGAAGUUUUACUAGCUGCAAAAAAAGGUACAACUCAAACUGUUGUGUUUUUAAUUAAAUGGACAUUGAAUAUAUAUGUUGGCUUCUUUUUUUACCCAGCAAGUUAUUGAUGAUUUAAGCGUAAUCCAAUUAAUUAAUCUGAAAUCAUGGAAUUUGAGAUCAUGAUGUAGUUUUCUGGUUUAAUGAAAUUAAAGUUUCUAGAAAUCCUUAUUCCAAAAUCCACUGUCUUCAAUCACUGGAUCUAAAAGAAGAUUAAAUUAUUUUAAGUAUUUUCAGGAAUGUCAUGGACAUUAUGCAAUUAUUUUAUUUUUGCCACAACUGACCUACAAAUUUCAGUUGCAUAUUAAAUAUAUUUAUAAAAUGUUAUUCUGACACCGGUGCUAAGGUUUUAAAGAAAUAAUUCAGGAUACGUAUUUUCAAGUGGUACAUUUUUUUUCAAAAAGCUGUUAUUUUUUCCUUUGUAGAAAGGGGAAAAAACAGGAUUUCCAUUGGUUAUCUAGUCUUGAAAUCUCAGCUGCUUAGUUAAAUUUACUCAAAACUUGACACUUAGGUUUUUAGUGUUAUGCCCUGCUGGGGUUUUUAUAAGAAAUAAUUUGUUAAAAUUAUUUCAUAACUACUAGAAGUCUGCACAAGUUCAUAACGAUUUCCGCAAAAUCAUGACAUUUCUCAAAAGUCAGCAAAUUGGAAGGGGAAAGGGUUUCUGGGGAAGGGAAAUAGAUUACGUGUGUAAAACCAUCUGACCAGUUGCACUCCUAGUGAACUAUUUGGUGAAAGGUUUAUUAAAAAUCCAACAUUUUGUUUCAUCGGUGAAACGUCACGAGAGGUUCCUAGUCACUACAUCAUGAACUUGCCACUGUAAAAAUUGCCCUGACUUUGUGAAAGAAUGUUCCAUUUGUCGCAACACAAAGCAACAGUAUUAUGGAUAGUUGCCACACCAUAAAGUAUGUGACAUGUCUUGUGCACAAUGUCCAUAGAGGAUCCUUUCACUUCCCUCAGGUGCUAAAGACUAUGAGACAGUAAUAUUGUCAGCCAGUAUUAGGGUGUUCAUUUGUCUUACAAAAUAGAACACAUAUUGAUCAUAUUGAUAAGAAUUCACUUUGCAUUACAAAUGAAAAUAAACAUGUAUGUCUAUAGUUGUAGGUACCUGGAAUAUGUUGAUUUGUUGGCACCAUACUGUAUUUCAAGUAUGCCAUUGUCAACACCUAAAUACUCUGACAAACUAUGGCACCAUACCUUUGACAAACUAUUGCACCAUACCCUUGACAAACUAUGGCACCAUACCCUUGACAAACUAUGGCACCAUACCUUUGACAAACUAUGGCACCAUACCUUUGACAAACUAUGGCACCAUACCUUUGACAAACUAUGGCACCAUACCUUUGGCAAACUACCGGUAUGGGCACUGUACCCAUGUUAAGUUAUGGGCAUCAUGGAAUUCAUGCCAUAGUCGAAUCCUCCACAACCUACCUGUUUCAAAUCAUAGGCGCUAUGUCAAGGGAAAGUUAAAAGAUUAUAUAUGUAUGUAAAUGAGCUUGUGGCUCAUAGAUGCAAAACUUAUAUUUAGUUAAUGAAACAAGCUAAUAUAUAUAAUUCCACUUUAAUAAGAAUUCUAUUUGCAGAGUAUGUGCAAGUCUUUUUUGUGUAGUAUUUUAAUUCUUCGCUAAGUUUAUGAGAUCAACUCAUGAGUUCUUCAUUUCACCUAAGUUUUUCUCUUUCCCUUUUAAAAAAGGAUUUUAAAGUAAUUUCUUUUGUGUAUCUUUGUUCUUAGACAUACAUGUAUAUUCAGUUUUAGACAGUAUGGUUUAAAUUAUUGGUGUAUUAUUGGUAUAAGAGUGUAAUGAAUACAUAGUGAUGGUUUUUUAGUUGGUCUUCAGCAAAGAAAUAUUUUGUCAGUUGGUAAUCAAAUUAAACGCAUGGUUGUAUUUUGUGCGAAACGACACUUUUGUUACAUGUAUGUAUGAUUGAACAAUGCUUACUAUAGUGAAAGACUAAGUUUUAAAAUUUGACUCGCAACAUUUCCGAAAGGAGUACAGAGUGCAGGGAUUUAGUUGAGUCCAUUACAAGUCCGCCACAAGUCCUGUCACGAGUAACGGUGGAUAAACAAUAAAAAAGAAUGACUCUGGCCAAGCUUACAAACUGUAUUUGAAUAGGUUGUGAUUUGAAUUGGGACUGCAGGACUUGUAGGGACUUGUGAUGGUCUUGACUACAUACAUGUACUUGUAUACAGGUACAAGAAAGUGCCAACAUCUAUUUUCAUGCUUUUUUGUUUCAUUGAUUCCCUGCAAAGAAAAUAUACUUAAGUACACCAUCAUAAUGUACCUUAGAUUAAUCCACAAUUAUACACAAUACUAAUUUGUAAUCAGUGCUUAAAUGUGACUUUUUGGUUGCCCUCAGUGUUAAUCAUUUGCAGUCUGAUAUCGUCACAUAAAAUGUUCCCGCCAGUGCUAUUGAUUCUUGCCAAAUUUUCUCCCAUCUUUAUGUCCAAGUAUUCAGAGAUUAGAUGAAUCGUGAUAAAUGGACCCUAGACUAUUAUUUAUACGUACAUUUGUACCUGACCAAAAUGGUACUAUUUUAAUUGCUGAUUACAACAUGUACAAGAUGCAAAGCUUUCUAAAGGACACAUAUUUUGUUUUCUUUUUAAUUUUCCUUUUUCACCUCUGGUUGAUCUGUUACAUUCCUUUCUCUUUUAUUGAAAAUGUAUUUUAACAUUCCUGGUUUGUGACAUGUUAACAUGGUUUUGUGAAUUGUCUUUUCACUGAAGUGGGUCUAAAGAUUAUUGUAAAAUAAUGUUUUGCACUUUUGUUGGGCAGAUAUAUUGAAAGUUACAUUGUUCUUGUUUUUACCCCAUAGAAUUUGUUGUCAACUGUUGCAUUGUGAACACAAUAAGGAUGUGACCAUGUGUUUAAUUUUGUAAAAGUUUAGCAAAUAUUUUAAGAAACAUUUAAAUGUUUAGCCAUUUCACAAAGGCUGACAUGUUCCCACUAUGUCUGCAGAUCGUCCCGAUUGACGUCACAUCCUUAGAACACAGACUAUUUUCCCUGCUGUAACGGCAGGGGAUGUGUAUGCAUUGAUUUCAACUCUGUGAUGUGUCAUGUCAAAAACAGAGUAUUUAUGGCAGAUGGUGAAAACUGGUUUUAAUAUGGUAAAAUAUUGGAUGUUCCCCUUAUAUACAAAGAUAAUUUUAUGUGUGCAAAAUUAUGAUGAAAAUUGAAAGCGACUUUCUGUCAAGCUAACCAAGAGAGAUGCAGUUCUUGAACUGAUAGACCGCCACAAAUCAUCAACAGUCACCUUGAAAGCUAAUUAUGGUGUAAUACAUAUCUAUGUAUAUUUUAUACAGUAUAUUUUAGGUGUGUAUAUUUCUUGAUAUUUGUAAAACAUGAAAUAAUUGUCCCCCUCCCACAUGGCCAUGUGGGCUUUAUAUUUUCAUUUCAUGCGCUGCCCAUGCGUUUCUGGUUUUGACAAAGCACUAUACUUUCAUGGUCACAUUUUCUUGGUUUAUGUAACAGUAACUUCAAUGGUGAAUGUGUACUAAUUGUUUGGAGAAUAAAGCCUUCCAUGUAUUUUGAGCAAGAGAACAGUAAAACGUAAAAAAAAAAAUUCUACAUUCAAUAUA
Molecule: messenger RNA, 5214 nt
Organism: Patiria miniata (bat star)
Lineage: Eukaryota; Metazoa; Echinodermata; Asteroidea; Valvatida; Asterinidae
Product: protein ERGIC-53-like
Exons: 13
Coding region: 18-1616 (532 amino acids)
Biological process (GO): endoplasmic reticulum organization; Golgi organization; endoplasmic reticulum to Golgi vesicle-mediated transport
Cellular component (GO): endoplasmic reticulum-Golgi intermediate compartment; endoplasmic reticulum membrane; COPII-coated ER to Golgi transport vesicle
Molecular function (GO): D-mannose binding
Source: RefSeq, a predicted model, not a curated record